CGUAUCUAGUUGCAUUUUCCUUCUUCUAUCCCAGCACAUAACAGCUUUGUGUGUGGGACCUUCACCUCUGGUAGAUGCAGGUCGACACACUAGUGGUUGCUGAUAGUUCUUCUUUCAGAGGUUGAGUGUCUCUGAUUGACUACUGAGCUCUCCCAUCAUGGCCGGAACUCGGCCAAUGUCCAACCGUUGGACCCUACUGCUGUCCUUGGUGGUCCUACUCGGAUGCCUUGUCAUCCCCGGAUUCACCGUGAAACACGAGAACUUCAAGACAUGUUCUCAAUCGGGCUUCUGUAAGCGGAACAGAGCAUUCGCCGACGAUGCUGCCGCCCAAGGUUCCUCCUGGGCCUCCCCAUACGAACUCGACUCAUCCUCCAUCCAGUUCAAGGAUGGCCAAUUGCACGGAACCAUUCUCAAGUCCGUCUCCGCCAACGAGAAAGUCAAGCUGCCUCUCGUUGUCUCCUUCCUCGAGUCCGGCGCCGCCCGAGUUGUUGUCGAUGAGGAAAAGCGCAUGAACGGUGACAUCCAGCUUCGACACGAUAGCAAAGCACGCAAGGAACGCUACAAUGAGGCAGAGAAAUGGGUGUUGGUUGGUGGCCUGGAGUUGAGCAAAACCGCGACCUUGAGACCUGAAACCGAGUCUGGCUUUACCAGAGUCUUGUACGGUCCGGACAACCAGUUCGAGGCUGUCAUCCGCCACGCCCCCUUUAGCGCCGACUUCAAGAGGGAUGGCCAAACCCACGUUCAAUUGAACAACAAGGGCUACCUUAACAUGGAGCAUUGGCGCCCUAAGGUAGAGGUCGAAGGCGAGGGCGAGCAGCAAACCCAGGAAGAUGAAAGCACUUGGUGGGAUGAGAGCUUUGGUGGAAACACGGACACCAAGCCCAGGGGUCCCGAGAGUGUGGGAUUGGAUAUCACCUUCCCUGGCUACAAGCAUGUUUUUGGAAUUCCUGAGCAUGCUGACUCUCUCUCCUUAAAGGAAACUCGAGGUGGUGAAGGGAAUCACGAAGAGCCCUACCGCAUGUACAAUGCGGAUGUGUUUGAGUACGAGCUGAGCAGUCCCAUGACGUUGUAUGGUGCUAUUCCAUUCAUGCAGGCACAUCGCAAGGACUCCACCGUCGGUGUCUUCUGGCUGAAUGCUGCAGAGACCUGGGUGGACAUUGUCAAGUCUACCUCAUCUCCUAACCCUCUUGCUCUCGGCGUGGGCGCCACCACUGACACCCAGAGUCAUUGGUUUUCGGAGUCCGGCCAGCUCGACGUGUUCGUUUUCCUUGGUCCUACCCCACAGGAAAUCAGCAAGACCUAUGGUGAACUCACCGGCUACACUCAGUUACCUCAACAUUUUGCCAUUGCUUAUCACCAAUGCCGCUGGAACUACAUCACUGAUGAGGAUGUCAAGGAGGUCGAUCGCAACUUUGACAAGUACCAGAUCCCCUACGAUGUCAUCUGGCUGGACAUCGAAUAUACCGAUGACAGAAAGUAUUUCACCUGGGAUCCACUCAGUUUCCCUGAUCCGAUCAGCAUGGAGGAGCAGCUCGAUGAGUCGGAGCGCAAACUCGUCGUUAUCAUUGACCCGCACAUCAAGAACCAGGACAAGUACAGCAUCGUCCAAGAAAUGAAGAGCAAAGACUUGGCCACUAAGAACAAGGAUGGUGAGAUCUACGACGGGUGGUGUUGGCCUGGCUCUUCUCACUGGAUCGAUACCUUCAACCCGGCCGCCAUCAAAUGGUGGGUCAGCUUAUUCAAGUUUGACAAGUUCAAGGGGACGCUGUCCAAUGUCUUCAUUUGGAACGACAUGAACGAGCCCUCGGUCUUCAACGGUCCCGAAACCACGAUGCCCAAGGAUAACCUUCAUCAUGGCAACUGGGAGCACCGUGACAUCCAUAACGUUCAUGGAAUCACCCUGGUCAAUGCCACCUACGAUGCCCUUCUAGAGCGCAAGAAGGGCGAGAUCCGUCGGCCUUUCAUUCUGACACGGUCAUAUUAUGCUGGUGCUCAACGGAUGUCUGCUAUGUGGACGGGUGAUAACCAGGCUACUUGGGAACACUUGGCCGCUUCCAUCCCUAUGGUUCUGAACAACGGCAUUGCAGGCUUCCCCUUUGCCGGUGCUGACGUGGGCGGUUUCUUCCAGAACCCUAGCAAGGAGCUCUUGACCAGAUGGUACCAAGCUGGUAUUUGGUACCCCUUCUUCCGGGCCCACGCGCAUAUUGACACGCGCCGGAGAGAGCCGUAUCUGAUUGCCGAGCCACACCGGUCUAUCAUCUCCCAGGCUAUCCGCCUGAGGUAUCAGCUUCUCCCCGCCUGGUACACUGCCUUCCACGAAGCUUCCGUGAACGGAAUGCCGAUCGUGAGGCCGCAGUACUAUGCUCACCCUUGGGAUGAGGCUGGCUUUGCCAUUGACGACCAGCUUUAUCUCGGCUCCACCGGUCUUCUUGCUAAGCCUGUUGUCUCCGAGGAGGCCACCACGGCCGACAUUUACCUUGCUGACGGCGAAAAGUACUAUGACUACUUUGACUACACCGUCUACCAGGGAGCCGGAAAGCGGCAUACGGUGCCUGCUCCUAUGGAGACUGUGCCAUUGCUGAUGCAGGGUGGCCAUGUUAUCCCCCGCAAGGACCGUCCUCGCCGCAGUAGCGCCUUAAUGAAAUGGGAUCCGUACACUCUUGUUGUGGUCUUGGAUAAGAACGGUCAAGCCGAUGGCUCUCUCUACGUGGAUGACGGCGAGACGUUCGACUAUGAGCGUGGAGCUUAUAUCCAUCGCCGUUUCCGCUUCCAGGAGUCUGCCCUGGUCUCGGAGGAUGUUGGCACCAAGGGUCCUAAGACGGCCGAGUACUUGAAGACCAUGGCCAACGUUCGUGUUGAGCGGGUGGUGGUAGUUGAUCCUCCUAAGGAAUGGCAGGGUAAGACCAGUGUGACUGUGAUUGAGGAUGGAGCUUCGGCGGCUUCGACAGCCUCUAUGCAGUACCACAGCCAGCCCGAUGGCAAGGCCGCAUAUGCGGUGGUGAAGAACCCCAAUGUCGGCAUUGGAAAGACAUGGCGGAUUGAGUUUUAGACUAGACGAGGAUGUGGAUUGAGCACCCAUACAUAUAUGCAAGAGGUUCAUAUAUCAGGCAUCAAUGGUAUUUAUUUAUGACGCU
Molecule: messenger RNA, 3134 nt
Organism: Aspergillus welwitschiae
Lineage: Eukaryota; Fungi; Ascomycota; Eurotiomycetes; Eurotiales; Aspergillaceae
Product: glucan 1,3-alpha-glucosidase ROT2
Exons: 3
Coding region: 158-3049 (963 amino acids)
Biological process (GO): N-glycan processing; carbohydrate metabolic process
Cellular component (GO): glucosidase II complex
Molecular function (GO): alpha-glucosidase activity; carbohydrate binding
Source: RefSeq, a predicted model, not a curated record